AUGGCUUCUCUGUCGUGGGCUCAGAUUGCUGCAAAGCACCACAAGCCUAGCUCUCUAGGCCGUCACAACUCGGGUGAUGGCUCAUUCCGGGACGAGAUACCAAGACCAGCGCUUCCGCUUCCCGUCCUAACCGCUGCUGACUUCCCUUCCCUCGUUGAGAGUGAGGACAAGGACGGGCACAGAGAGGAGCAGAAGUAUUCUGUCACCACCACCACGCCGAGGGCUAAGAGCCCUUGCACUGGAUCUGUCCACGGCUCAUGGGGUGACUUCAAUGGGGAAAGUAAUCUAUCUCCUUCCCCCUCCAAGAAGGAGAGCCCCCCCUCGACAUCGCCAACUUGUCUCUCGCCUACCACAUCUUCCGCAACUGCAGCCACAGCCGACGACGUGGACGAAGAUAUGGUCGGCAAUAGAAAAGGUCACAAAGCCGCCAAAAUGGCCGCGGAGGAAGUGGCAAGACAGGCUCGACUCCCGGCCUCCCUUGAGCUUGUCGCUUCUGUCUCUUCGUCUCCGGCUGAGAACAACAAAAUCGUCGCUGCGGCGGCUCCGCUGCCGAGACACAAGCACGAUGAGAAACGAGAUGAGGAGCACGGCGAGAAGCGCGAUGAGAGUGAGGAGCCUGGCAUGAAUGCCGUACUUAUCUCCAACGGCGAAGAGGCCGAGCUUGGUGGCCAUCGACCGGACCCAUCGGACAUGUGGAGCAGCACUUACAUCCUGAACAAUGUCAUGUUCUACCGUCCCGCCAUGCUUCUCGGCGUCAAGUCUCUGAUGAAGUACCAGAUCGGAAAUGUCCUUGAGGCAGCCAGCUCCCUGCGCGAUGCCCUAGAUGGCCGCUUCUUUUACUACAAGUUCGGAAACUGUAAGAAGCUGGCUAGCUUCGAGGUUCCCUUGCGCAUGGCGCACAUUCACCUGUACACGCAGAAUGUGGAGGAGGAGUUUGCGGAUGAGACUCGCGAGAUGAAGAUCGCUCUGGCGAAGCUCACCCUCAUUGUCCUCCCGUUCCUCCGUCGCCAGUACGGUUUCACCAACAACCUACAGAAGAUUUGGGAGGCUCUUCCGUUUCCGUGGCGCUCGGAGAUGGAGGACUUCUACCACGAAGGACUCUUGCCCGACUUCCCCAAGUGCUUCGACAACAAUCUGCAGUGGGUCGAAGAGAAAACCGAUGAUGACCAUUUCGGACCUCGAACCGUUAGCUCUGCCUCUUCCAGAACCUCCGGCAUGCCGUACUCUCAGGCUUCGAUCGGCGAGAUGACCCGUCGCCUAACCAUGGCUGGAUUCGACUCUGGCUACCGCCUUUGA
This is a messenger RNA of Colletotrichum graminicola M1.001, 1296 nucleotides long. RefSeq lists its product as uncharacterized. The record is from RefSeq and is a predicted model, not a curated record. NCBI's taxonomy places the organism in Eukaryota, Fungi, Ascomycota, Sordariomycetes, Glomerellales, Glomerellaceae. The transcript is spliced from 2 exons. The coding region runs from base 1 to 1296 and encodes 431 amino acids.